This is a messenger RNA of Thermothelomyces thermophilus ATCC 42464, 270 nucleotides long. RefSeq lists its product as uncharacterized. The annotation marks the transcript as partial. Gene Ontology annotation, molecular function: nucleic acid binding; zinc ion binding. The record is from RefSeq and is a predicted model, not a curated record. The transcript has a single exon. Lineage: Eukaryota; Fungi; Ascomycota; Sordariomycetes; Sordariales; Chaetomiaceae.
AAGUCUAAUGUUACCUACUAUAACUAUGGAAAGAAAGGGCACUAUAAGCGAGAAUGUCGAAGCCCGAAGAAAGAGUGGAAGAUAGUCCCUAGAAAGGAAAUUACGGUCAUCAACGAAAUUACUAAGAACGUUAUCGAAGUAGCAGCUAUAGGUUACGAAGAUAGGGGUAGUAAUAUAGAUAGUCUCGGAUAUAACAGCAAUAAUAAAGACGAACAAGCACCGUACUCCAAACUAGUCACUAUAGACCUAGAGAUAGGUCUUGCUAAAUAG